This is a messenger RNA of Mauremys reevesii (Reeves's turtle), 496 nucleotides long. It is a transcript of the gene BANF2, whose product is annotated as BANF family member 2. NCBI's taxonomy places the organism in Eukaryota, Metazoa, Chordata, Testudines, Geoemydidae. The transcript is spliced from 3 exons. Bases 159 to 431 code for a protein of 90 amino acids. Gene Ontology annotation, molecular function: DNA binding. The record is from RefSeq and is a predicted model, not a curated record.
CAGAAGCCUGUGGCAGUUGAAGUCUGCCAGGGCGUAUCCAGCCCAGGCCAUGGUGGGUGGGGAGGUGUACUCACAAACCUGAAGUUUGGGCCUGGGAAGCACCCACUGCUGCCGCUUCUCCCUCGAGGCCUCUAAAGCCCAAGGUGUGUGAGAAGAUCAUGGCAACCAGAACUCAGAAGUUCAAAGCGUUUGUGUCUGAGCCGAUGGGCGAUAAGGACGUUACAGCAGUGGACGGCAUUAACGACGAGCUUGGACUAAAAUUAGCCGCAAAGGGUUUUGACAAGGCAUACAUCCUUCUGGGCCAAUUCCUCCUGUUAAAAAAGGACCAUGCGGUUUUCCAAAGGUGGCUGAAAGGGGCGUAUGGAGCCAGUCCGAGCCAGGCUCAGCGGUGCGCCUCCUGUCUCCUGGACUGGUGCUACGCUUUCCUCUAGGGAGCUGGCCGCUCAGCCCUCAUGGUGUGUUCUGCGGCCUGCAAUAAAGUCUCUCCUGCCUUGAA